AUACACCAUGCGUGGUAUAAAAUUACUCUCAAGCCCAUUUUCAGCGAUACACAACUAGACACAAGAGGUCUAUUUUCAUCUGAUCUCACAAUGGCUACCGCACCGACACCAAACCACGGGGCAUCGGUCCCAGAUACCGUGGCUUUGGCGGAUACUGAGUCGCAGUCAACUUGGUUCGAGAAGCGACAAAUCAACCCGACAGACCGCAUUCAUCUGCAACGGCUAAGUCAUAUGCGAUAUCAACACCCGUCUCUAGAUGAGAUCGAGCGUUUCAUGCUGGAUUUUGGAAUGCAGAUUGCGAAGAAAACAGAAGAGGAGAUCUGGUUCAAAGGCUAUGGGCCUGAUCCGUACGUCUAUUAUGCGCGCAAGGGGCCUAAGAAGUUUCUGGGUGGCGCUUUGGUAGCGCAGAGCCAGGAGGACUUUCUCAAGGCCUCGAAACUCCCGAGUGCGGGUCCAGUCCAAGAUCUAGCCGGCGCGCCUGGUGGAGGUUCCAUCGUGACCAUAACUGAUCCGGAGGGAUUCCCUUUUAAUAUUGUCUAUGGACAACAAGCACCCGCGACCGAGACAAAAUACCCCGAACAUAUUAUCUUGAAUUACCCAGACGAGAAAUCUCGUUGUCGAAAAUUCAACCGGUUCGACCCUGGGCCUGCUGCUGUUCAUAAGCUGGGCCACUUCGGACUCUGCACACAGCAGUUUGACACAUUGCUGAGUUUCUACACUUCAACCUUCAACAUCGUCCCGACAGACCUGCUGUAUGUUGAGAAAGACAACAAAAGACAGAUUGUCACCAUGUUCGCCCACCUUGACCUAGGAGAAGCUAUGUCGGAUCACCAUUCAUUCUUCCUGAGCGCUAAUCCUCAAGGAUCCCAUGUCCAUCACUGUUCCUUUGAGGUACACGACUAUGACACGCAACACCUGGGCCAUCAGUGGCUUGCCCAGAAGGGUUACAAGUCAGUCUGGGGAAUUGGUCGCCACGUUCUGGGAUCUCAGAUUUUUGACUACUGGUGGGAUACCACUGGAAAUAUGGUUGAGCAUUACGCCGAUGGAGAUCAGGUAAACAAACAUACGCCGGUUGGAUAUGUACAGGCUGGGGAAGAGUCAUUGGCUGUUUGGGGCCCUGAUGUUCCUUCUUCAUUCCUGGCGUAA
This is a messenger RNA of Aspergillus bombycis, 1146 nucleotides long. RefSeq names its product 2,4,5-trihydroxytoluene oxygenase. Gene Ontology annotation, biological process: L-methylmalonyl-CoA metabolic process. The transcript is spliced from 4 exons. Lineage: Eukaryota; Fungi; Ascomycota; Eurotiomycetes; Eurotiales; Aspergillaceae. Gene Ontology annotation, cellular component: mitochondrion. The annotation marks the transcript as partial. The record is from RefSeq and is a predicted model, not a curated record. Gene Ontology annotation, molecular function: methylmalonyl-CoA epimerase activity.